Messenger RNA from Umbelopsis ramanniana AG, 1276 nucleotides. RefSeq lists its product as uncharacterized. The record is from RefSeq and is a predicted model, not a curated record. Gene Ontology annotation, molecular function: phosphatidylinositol transfer activity. The transcript has 4 exons. The coding region runs from base 264 to 1196 and encodes 310 amino acids. NCBI's taxonomy places the organism in Eukaryota, Fungi, Mucoromycota, Umbelopsidomycetes, Umbelopsidales, Umbelopsidaceae.
GAUCAAUGGAGGCUCGUUUAUAUACGUCUUUGCACUGAUAGACCCAUCUCUGCUGGUAUCAACCUAAACAACUAUCUCCGUUCAAAAUUUUUGGUCUGAGGUGAAUGGUAAGCAGAGGGAAGCUCAGUCAUCAAAUCCGGAUGGGUUUCACAACGAAGGAACAAAGGUUUUUUUUUUUUUUUCUUUUUCAAUAUAUUUUUUUUCUUUAAACCUCCUGUCGCAGUUACCUCUCUUUUCGUCUUAUCCCUUCAUACACAUUCACUAUGUUCAAUCGUUUGAGGUCAUUAUCGAAGCCUCCAAGCCCUGUGGAUGACGGUCCUACAUGUAGCAUUCCUAUCUUAGACCCACCGGGCAAUAUCCCAACUCCAGUAUCGUCACUGGAUGAUACCCAACAAGAGAAAGUAUCCCGAUUGCGAAAGCACUUUGACGAAUACAUGUUACCCGAAACCGACGAAUACUACGAGAAUGAGAAAGGUUUUUUGACUGAUAAUACGCUGCGCCGCUAUCUUCGUGCACGAAAGUGGGAUGAGCUGGCUGCUAUCAAGAUGCUUGAAGCUACCGUUCAAUGGAGAAGAACUGAAAAGCCAGAGUGUUACGACCCUGAAUACAUAAGCCCAGAGGCUGAGACCGGUAAAAUGUAUUUCUCAGGUUUUGAUAAGACGGGUCGACCGAUUUGGAUUAUGCGGCCUAGACUGGAAAAUUCAAAGAAUGCAGAGCGACAAGUCAAGCAUAUCAUCUUCAGUUUGGAGCGGGCUAUUAGACUAAUGCCUGCUGGAGUAGAAAACAUCUCAAUCAUUGUCGACUUCAAAGACGCAUCCAGCGGCCACAGUCCUAGUGUAGCGACUUGUAAGAAAUUUUUGGAUAUCCUCGGUAAUCAUUAUCCAGAGCGGCUUGGAAAAGCGUUUGUGGUUUCAGCACCAUGGGUCUUCCAUGCCACCUUUAAAAUUAUAUCCGUCUUCAUGGACCCUGUCACCCUUGCAAAGAUCAAAUUUGCCAUCGACAAGAAGGAUGACUCUGAGAAAGAGCGCCAAAAGUCUCAAACUGAGAACGAGUGGGUCUUUUUAGAAGACUACAUUGACGUCAACCAGCUGGAAUCUGUGUAUGGAGGUACUUAUAACUUUAAGUACGACUUUGAUGUCUAUUGGAACGCUUUGUUAGAUCACACUGGGCGGCCAUAUAAAGUGAUCCGCUAUUAGAAUGUGCAUUUUUAAAAAAACAUUGUUCGAAUCUGUUCAAAAAAAAAAUUAAAAAAAUCAUUUAACACACUUUACAAGCG